This is a messenger RNA of Ilex paraguariensis (yerba mate), 2105 nucleotides long. The record is from the annotation of a GenBank genome assembly. Lineage: Eukaryota; Viridiplantae; Streptophyta; Magnoliopsida; Aquifoliales; Aquifoliaceae.
CAAUGAACAAUUUGUACAAGGUGUCGGUGUCGGUGUCGCGUGUCCCUGUUCAUCUCCUCUUCUCUUUCAACUGUUCACAGAGGAAGCUCUAUUCUAACUCCUAGGGUUUCAAUUCUCUCUCACCGGACAUACGAAUAUUCACGCGCGCGCGCGCACACACACACACACACAUAUAUAUAUAUAUAUAUAGAGAGAGAGAGAGAGAGAGAAAUGUCUCAGAACGUUAAAGUAAUGCCGAAUCUGGACCGACAGAACACGCAGCUCCUUAAUCUGACCGUUCUUCAGCGGAUCGAUCCCUAUGUCGAAGAAAUUCUCAUCACCGCCGCUCAUGUCACCUUCUACGAAUUCAACAUCGAUCUAAGCCAGUGGAGUCGAAAGGAUGUGGAAGGAUCUCUGUUUGUUGUUAAGAGGAGCGCUCAACCUCGGUUCCAAUUUAUUGUAAUGAACAGGAGAAAUACGGAUAAUUUGGUGGAGAAUCUCUUGGGAGAUUUUGAGUAUGAAGUCCAGAUUCCAUAUCUGUUAUAUCGAAAUUCAGCCCAAGAAGUAAAUGGUAUAUGGUUUUACAAUGCACGCGAAUGUGAAGAGGUUGCAAAUCUCUUUAGCAGGAUACUUAGUGCAUACUCCAAAGUGCCUACAAAGUCAAAGGUGUCUUCAACGAAGAGUGAGUUUGAAGAACUGGAAGCAGUCCCAUCUAUGACGGUAAUGGAUGGCCCACUAGAGCCAUCAUCAUUACCUAACUCCAAUGUCACAGAUGUUCCUGAUGAUCCUUCUUUUAUGAACUUCUUCAAUACUGCUACAAAUAUUGGGAAUGCUUCCAAUCCAGCAAUUUCUGGACAGCCUUACCAGUCUUCUCCAACGAAUCAUCAUCCUCCUUCUUGUCCAUCUAGUGUCGUUCCUCCCACUGUAGCAACCCUACUACCUGCUCUAUCAACAUCUAAUCCUUUAAUGCCUCUCCUUGAUAACCCUGAACCCAACAGUACCAGCAACCGGGCUGCCAAUCUGGUGAAGCCAUCAUCAUUUUUUGGUCCUCCUCCGUCCUCUUCUCCUCUGAUGAUUCCACCUGUCCCUUUAUCUAUGCCUACUGCUCCUCCACUUAAUCCUCCUGGGAAUCUACAACGUCCAUAUGGUGCUCCCCUGCUUCAACCUUUUCCACCGCCUACUCCCCCACUCUCUCUUACUCCAGCUUCUGUUCCUAUUACAAACGAAGUACCUAUAAUUAGCAGAGACAAAGUCCGUGAUGCACUUCUGAUACUGGUUCAGGCAUGUCUCUUCUGACCUCCAUUUACUACUAACUCAUUCACUUAGCUUAUCCGUGUUCAUCUACUUGUUUGCCAAGUGUAGGUCACGGUUUUGUUUUUUAACCAGCUAGAAAUUAAUUCCUAUGCACUGUUGUGGAGAUGUCGGCAGAUAUUUUCAUGCAUAAAACUAUUGAGUGCUUCUUUCGGGUGGGGUUUUAGCCACUAACUCUCAUUAUUAGAAUAUGAAUCAUAUUCUUCCAAGUAUAAUCAUUUGGAUGUGAUGAUGGCUCCUCAUUCCCAAGCUAGAUACUAAAACAUAGAGGUAAAUGUUCGAACAUACAGAGUAAUCAUACUUCCCAGUUAAAUAGUAAUUCGUUGUACUCUCUCUCACUCGUCUCCUCCUCCAUCCAAUUAGAUCAAACAUGCAUUUUAGGCUACAAAUGGUUCAGUUGAGUACUACUUAGGGAAAGUAGGUUUUGUAUACCUGUGGCUAUGUGCUCAGCAUUCCCGGACGCAUAUCAAAAGGCAUGUGUACGGGGGAGGGAGAAUAACAAGGGAAACACAUGAAAAUCCCCCAAAAAAAGUUAUUGAAUGGUUGGAAAUUCAGAAAAAAGAAAAGAGACAUAAAUGGGUAGAAGAAGUGUUUAAUUUGGUCGAAAUCCGUACAUAAUUUUCAUUUUUUUUAUUCUUUUUUUAUUUUUUUGCUUUAAAUAUUGACUCAUUUAUAUGGAUUUGCUUAGAACAUAUUGGACAUGAUACAUGAAUAGAAACCGAUUUAUUUUAUGUAACAACAAAGGAGUUGUAACUUUUUUUGUUGCUUAUAUAUAAAUAUAUAACCCGUGAUCCCACUAUACCAAAUAGUAAUUU